Acipenser ruthenus (sterlet) is the source of this 3019-nucleotide messenger RNA. Its product is annotated as basic immunoglobulin-like variable motif-containing protein. Gene Ontology annotation, biological process: nucleotide-excision repair. The record is from RefSeq and is a predicted model, not a curated record. Gene Ontology annotation, molecular function: single-stranded DNA binding; DNA endonuclease activity. The transcript has 11 exons. Gene Ontology annotation, cellular component: nucleus. NCBI's taxonomy places the organism in Eukaryota, Metazoa, Chordata, Actinopteri, Acipenseriformes, Acipenseridae. The coding region runs from base 46 to 1776 and encodes 576 amino acids.
AACGUUUUAUCGUUUUGAUCCAAUAUUUUAAAAUCUUCGAUUUCAAUGCUAGUUACGUUUCCCUUGCUUUGGCAGAGUGGUACAGUCGGUGCUGCAGCUGAGCAGGAAGAUGGUGAAUUCAAAGGUUCGGGUGCAUUAAGAAAUGUUCAGCUUCUCGUUUCCUGUUUAACUUGUUUAUACGACGCUGUGAGAUUCAGCCGGUGGUGUUCUGUUGCGUGGCUGGGUUUGAAAAAUCCCCUUAAUAGCCGACUCUUCUCUCAUCUCCCAUCCCAGCUUCAUUCAAUGCCUAACACUGCAGGAAGUCCAGCCGCAGAUCUUUCAGGCAGCGGUGGCCAGGCUGCUGUGGAGACGCCCCGGAGCAGAGAUGGGGGGGAACACGGCUUGCUCGGUUCUUUGAGCCGAGGUGCUUCGGCUGCACCUGGAGGAUCAAGCAACGAAGGACAGCGUCCGCUGACCUGCCCAGUGACACACUCCCAGGAACAGUUUUACACUGUGUGUUCAGACUACGCCUUGGUGAACCAGGCUGCGUGUCUCUAUCACUCCUCUGAACACUCAGCCCCUGCAGCCUCACUCGUACAGUCACUCGCUGAGGGCCAGGAUCACAGCAGCUCCAGUAUGACUUGUGAGGGGGACUCUGCUAUGGAAGCCGUGUCUGCCAGUCACACAAAGCCUGUGCUAGCGUGGGAGAUCGACACCACAGACUUUGAUGCUGUUUUAAUAAGAAUGAAAAGCUGGACAGGCAACCUGAAGAAGACCGGCUCCAGGAAGAUAAAGGCCUCUGAUAAGCACAGUCGAAACUUACAAGAGUUUCCCCAGCAGGCAACACUGGAAGAAGUGAAACAGAGAAAAGUACUGGAUCAAAGAAGAUGGUAUUGCAUCAGUCGUCCCCAGUACAAGACUUCCUGUGGAAUUUCCUCUUUGGUGUCGUGCUGGAAUUUCUUGUACAGCACACUUGGGGCAGGGAGUCUCCCGCCAAUCACCCAAGAGGAGGCGUUGCUUAUUUUGGGCUUCCAGCCACCCUUUGAAGAAAUCAAGUUUGGUCCCUUCACUGGAAAUGCAACACUAAUGCGGUGGUUCAGACAAAUCAAUGAUAACUUUCGUGUUCGAGGAUGUUCAUAUAUUUUAUACAAACCGCAUGGGAAAAACAGAACCGCUGGGGAAACGGCUGAAGGAGCUUUACUGAAAUUAACCCGAGGACUACAAGACGAUUCGAUGGCUUAUAUCUACCACUGUCAGAAUCACUACUUCUGUCCAGUGGGAUUUGAAGCAACCCCGUUGAAAGCUGCUAAAGCAUACAGGGGUCCCCUCCCACAUAAGGACGUGGAGCACUGGAUACUUAUUGGAGAGCCAAGCAGGAAACAUCCAGCCAUACACUGCAAAAAGUGGGCAGACAUAGUGACAGAUCUCAGUACACAGAAUCCAGAAUAUCUUGACAUUCGUCACACAGAGAGGGGUUUACAAUACCGAAAAACAAAGAAGGUGGGAGGUAACCUGCACUGUCUCCUAGCAUUCCAAAGAGUAAACUGGCAAAGACUGGGCCCCUGGGCAUUAAACUGUGAAAACCUUGGGCAUGAAGUUCAUCAGCAGGUCUCUGCUCGCAGCGGGGCAGGCGUCUCGGACAGCAGGGAAGACGACAGUUCCGUCAAACACCACGGAUGCUUGGGAAGGACACUUAGUGGAGGCUUUCAAAAGGAAUGGAAGAGAUUCUCCAACACCUCCGAAUGCAGGAGCGCUGGAGCCCCGGAGAGUGAAAGGGACGGAGAGCCUGCUGAUUAAAACAGGACUGUAUGCAAAGAACAAGCUGUGCGCCCUGCACUGGAACACAGACCCAGGUACAAAUAUAAACUGCAGAACUGAAAUGUACUGUGAGAACACCUCCUCCCAGGGUGGGAGUUUCUGUUUUCCUCUCACUUCAUGGGAGGGUGAAAAAAAAAAAAAUGGGGUGGAAUGACAGUUUUUGCUAAUGUAACAGUGUGGAGAACACCAUUGCUGUGCGGGUGGGGUGGGGUGACAGUUUUUGCUAAUGUAACAGUGUGGAGAACACCAUUGCUGUGCGGGUGGGGUGGAGUGACAGUUUUUGCUAAUGUAACAGUGUGGAGAACACCAUUGCUGUGCGGGUGGGGUGGAAUGACAGUUUUUGCUAAUGUAACAGUGUGGAGAACACCAUUGCUGUGCGGGUGGGGUGGGGUGGGGUGACAGUUUUUGCUAAUGUAACAGUGUGGAGAACACCAUUGCUGUGCGGGUGGGGUGGGGUGGGGUGGAAUGACAGUUCUUGCUAAUGUAACAGUGUGGAGAACACCAUUGCUGUGCGGGUGGGGUGGAAUGACAGUUUUUGCUAAUGUAACAGUGUGAAGAACACCAUUGCGGUGCGGGUGGUGUGGAAUGACAGUUUUUGCUAAUGUAACAGUGUGGAGAACACCAUUGCUGUGCGGGUGGGGUGGGGUGGGGUGACAGUUUUUGCUAAUGUAACAGUGUGGAGAACACCAUUGCUGUGCGGGUGGGGUGGGGUGGGGUGACAGUUCUUGCUAAUGUAACAGUGUGGAGAACACCAUUGCUGUGCGGGUGGGGUGGAAUGACAGUUUUUGCUAAUGUAACAGUGUGAAGAACACCAUUGCUGUGCGGGUGGUGUGGAAUGACAGUUUUUGCUAAUGUAACAGUGUGGAGAACACCAUUGCUGUGCGGGUGGGGUGGAAUGACAGUUUUUGCUAAUGUAACAGUGUGGAGAACACCAUUGCUGUGCGGGUGGGGUGGAAUGACAGUUUUUGCUAAUGUAACAGUGUGGAGAACACCAUUGCUGUGCGGGUGGGGUGGAAUGACAGUUUUUGCUAAUGUAACAGUGUGGAGAACACCAUUGCUAUGCAGGUGGAGUGACAUUAUUUGCCAAAGAGAGCUUUGACUAGAAGACACUGACGUAACAAUCCAGGGCUGUAUGACAGUGGAACUGGGGAUUCUCUAGGACAGAUGGACCAAGCUGACUGUUUUCACCUAGAACUUCAAUAAAACAGCUGCAUCAACACCA